Messenger RNA from Echinococcus granulosus, 492 nucleotides. RefSeq lists its product as hypothetical. The transcript has 3 exons. The record is from RefSeq and is a predicted model, not a curated record. NCBI's taxonomy places the organism in Eukaryota, Metazoa, Platyhelminthes, Cestoda, Cyclophyllidea, Taeniidae. Bases 1 to 492 code for a protein of 163 amino acids.
AUGAAGUUGGAUGAAAACGCUCAGCUUGAUACAGUGGUGUCGGUGACAAACAAGCCCGAUCCGGAAGGGAGAACCAUUCUCACGCCUUUGGCUAAGCACCGAAUCUCCGCGUCACAGGCGAGAGGCAUCCGUCGUGGAGCAGAAGAGUUCUUGAAGCCUCGAAAGACUUGGGACACUGCAUUGAUGGCAGCGGAAAGCGAACCUGAUCCUAAAGAACAGCUAUCUUAUUUUCCAUUGGCCGGUGUUCCAGCGACUAGCGAUGGAUAUACGGGAUGGCCAGUGCAUUCCCCCUUCGCCAAUACAGCUCCCAUUCAGGACGAAGCGCCACAUCCGGUGGAAUUGCCAGGAGGCGUCAGUGACGUUGCAGUCAAAUACUUUUCAUUUGUGUGCACAUUCGAUGAAUGGAGCGGUUGGUUCGUGGAAGAUUUCCUUCCCGCAGCACCGACUACAUUGUGCUGGCCGAGGCGAGAAGUCGACCAGGAGGAGCGUUGA